UUUAUCUUCAGCAGUGAGAGAAAGGCGAUCUCACUUAUUAGUGCGGGGUUUGAAACUCGAAACAACAUGAGACCUCCUCGGGCACGUUGAACAAUUCCAUUGGAGCGGGGAAACAUCAAAGGCGCCGCUCUUAAGAAACUUCAAACGAAAAACGCCGACCGGCGUACUACAGUACGGCGAAACGGUCGGAACGGACGGAUCAGAGACGAAUUUUGGUCGAAUCUACGCGAUGACCACUCCGCCGCAGUGGUGUUGUUGGAGACGUGACGGACAACGAAGCAGUGGCCUGUAAGCUGAUUCACGAUGACUGAUCGACGGAUAUUUUCGUAAAUUUGACACUUGUCCACCAAAAGUCGAUGAUUGAGAAGAAAAAGCGAGUUCGUAUUUGUAAAGUCGUCUUGCUGCUCGCCAACACUGCCCUCAUGAUCGCGUUUGUAGCACUUGUGUUUUAUUUCACGUGGACGUUCACUGUACCAAGUCACGUGACUGAAAUCGAUGGUUCUGACGUCACAGCUGGUGAUCAAAAUGGGAACAUCACACGCGGGGCCCAGGCGGCCCAAACACAAGAAGAAGAUACUGUACAACAGCUGAAGGAUAAGGCCCAAGCGGCCCAAACCCAGGCAAAACAUACUGUACACAUACAGGGUGAUACGGACACUGUCGAUGAGAAGGGCGCAAUUGAAGUUCAUAACAACAUUGCAAAACAUACAAACAAAAGACGUCCGAAUAAAAUACGGAAUCGGAAUGACAUUAAAGGCCCCAACAGGAGAAGGUCAAGAAAGGGUGCAACUAGAAGGGCCGCCAACAAUACUGAAACAGUAUGGACAAAAUCAAGUAAUAAGGACAAUUUUAUUUCCAAGAAAAAACGGAAAAAUGUAUUUGGGCUUCGCAAAAGGAAAAUUAAGACAGUUCAUGAAAAGGAUGCUGAGAUUGAGACCAUAUCAAUAAAUAAUAGCGGUGCAGAUGUUCUGAAUGAAGGGAAUAAGUUUCGACUUGGUUUUAGUUACCAUGGAAACAGAGGAUUAUCCAAAAAGGGCAGCCGUUCGCCCUGGAGCACGUGGGACUCGUGCAGCACGGACUGUGGGUUGGGGCAGCAGGAACGGGUGCGCAGCUGCGGCGACAACUGUCAGGAGAUCGAAUCUAAGCCGUGUCUCACACAGCCAUGUGAGGGCGCGGAGAUGACUGACAAGUGGGCCUACUUCGAGAUGUUUGACCUCACAGAGACGGAGGUCACGUCAGAGUCUGGCGAUGCCUGCGAACGAUGGAUGAAAUGCAGCAACAAGUCCAUACAACACUAUCUGGCUAACAUCGCCAAGCUGCCAAGCUGCCCCUGUUUCUACCCCCUCAGCAUCGCCAUAGACGACAACAUCUUCGACAGCGACCAACAGAAGAACUUCGCGUGGAAGGACGCUAGCGGGCCUGUUGAAAGGAACGAGGUAUACAAACCCGGGGCAAAGUUCUGUAUUCGAUCAACACUUCCGGCUCAUUCCGUUACCCUGGCGGCACAACACUGUUGCUAUGACGGCCAACUGAGACUGAUAACACGUGGCAGAGAUGCGGGGACUCCAAAUCUCGUCAGUCCUCAGUUAUCGCGUGAACUACAUAAAAAAGUUGAUCUCCUUCCCUGGAUCUUGUGCAAAGGUGAUUGGACAAGGUAUAACAGGGUGGUGCAGCCCAACAACAACCGCCAGUGCAUGGCGAACCCUUGUCUGGGGGAGAUUCAGCGGCAAGUGGAACUGGCUAGAUCCUACUGAGUCGCCAUCUCUCAUUUGUGUCCUCAUCUUGUUGACAAAGACUGAACCCACCCCUGCGUCGGGCGUGGUCAGAGCACCAACCUCAGCGUCAAGAGCGGAUUGUAUUGUGGUGUUUGGGGAGGAAGUGACGUCAUGGGCGCAUAAGUGGGUGCCAGGUGGCACGGACGUUUGUGUAAUGGCUCCCUGGAUUUGACGUAGUGGUUCAAUAACUAGACAUUCAGUUGUGAUAACAUGGCUAGAUGUUCUUUGUCAUGACAAUUUGCUUACGUCAUGACACGUUAAUUGGCUAGAUGGAAUAUGUCAUGACAAGUUGCUUUAUGACUAGUCGGGUAGAUGUGUAUGCCUGUGUGUUUGUUGUUUUACGCCGCACUCAGCAAUAUCCCAGCUAUAUGACGGCGGUCUGUAAAUAUUCGAGUCUGGACCAGACAAUCCAGUAAUUGAUAUCAUAAGCAUCAGCAUCGGUUCGGCUAGAUGUAAAUUGUCAUGAAUAGCUGGCGAGAUUUAUGUCAUGACACUUUGGUUAAAUAAUAAUAUCAUUAUGUUAUUAUGUAUGUCAUGAUGACAUUGUGUUGGCUAGAAGGUUAUAUCAUGACAUUUUGGCUCGGUGUUAAAUGUCAUGACAAGAUAAUCCAUGCCACGACAAGGUGGCUAGAUGAUCCAUGCCAUGAGAAGUUGGCUAGAUAAGCCAUGCCAUGACAAUUUGGCUAGAGAAUCUAUGCCAUGACAACUUGGCUAGAUAAUUCAUGCCAUGACAACUUGGCUAGAUGAUCAUGUUGGAAACAAAACGACAGCAUGGGCUCAGUGAACCACGCCCCAUCAUGGCCUUGAACCCUGACACACGGAAUCCUUGACAUGACCAGGGUGGUCACACUGCAAACGCAGACGUUACAGCAGCUUUGUGAAGACGGGCCCUUGAUGCCGGUACCAUGACAGUGUGAAGGAAAGAGUCCGACUGAGAUAUCGCGAGUGUGGCCUGGGGUCAUAGAAUUCGACAGCGGCCAUUCGCGGAUCGGAAAUGAUGGUCAUAUUGCCGAGACCCUGAAGUUAAACAAAGCAAUUGUUCUCAAAAGGGACAGCUGCGUUUUGACGAUGAGAAUCUCUCCACGCUGUUUGUUCAUUUCCUCAUCCAGCAUCCUCAUUUCCCAUCCUCAUCUGUCUACAAUAGGUACAAUAUGUCGGUUGACUGACUGCCUCGUGUCAGGUCACGCUAGGGAUCCUUGAGGAGGUGUGUCUGGUUGUGACAAUGCAUUCUCAUCUCACGUUGUGGAUUUGUUCAACGUACAUCAGACACCGUACCUUGUUUACCUCAGAAGGGCUUUGUGUUAGCAUAAAAGAAUGAAAACUGUAUAGACGCUGUGAUUAAAUCGU
Molecule: messenger RNA, 3122 nt
Organism: Haliotis rufescens (red abalone)
Lineage: Eukaryota; Metazoa; Mollusca; Gastropoda; Lepetellida; Haliotidae
Product: isthmin-1-like
Exons: 6
Coding region: 357-1754 (465 amino acids)
Source: RefSeq, a predicted model, not a curated record